Messenger RNA from Gopherus flavomarginatus (Mexican gopher tortoise), 3296 nucleotides. It is a transcript of the gene RHPN2, whose product is annotated as rhophilin Rho GTPase binding protein 2. The coding region runs from base 57 to 2099 and encodes 680 amino acids. The record is from RefSeq and is a predicted model, not a curated record. Gene Ontology annotation, molecular function: protein binding. Gene Ontology annotation, biological process: negative regulation of stress fiber assembly; signal transduction. Lineage: Eukaryota; Metazoa; Chordata; Testudines; Testudinidae. The transcript is spliced from 15 exons.
AGGCCGGGCACAGCUCCGCUCACACGGCUGGGCUAGCGCGGCACAGCGGGCGGGACAUGACGGACACCUUGGUGCCCCGGGGCUGCGGGGCGGCGCGCGGCUAUUUCCGAAAGGGAUGUAACCCUUUGGCUGAGACUGGCCGAAGCAAACUGCAAAAUCAAAGAGCUGCCCUAAACCAGCAGAUCCUGAAAGCAGUAAGGUUGAGAACUGGUGCUGAAAAUCUUUUACGAGCAACCACCAACAACAAAGUGCGAGAGCAGGCACUUCUUGAACUGAGUUUUGUAAACUCAGACCUACAAAUCUUAAAGGAGGAAUUAGAAGGACUUAAUAUCUCAGUGGAAGUUUAUCAGAAUACAGAAGAGACUUUUAGCAUUCCCCUGAUACCACUUGGCCUGAAGGAGACUAAAGAAGGGGACUUUACAAUCCCUCUUAAGGACUUUAUCUUGGAACAUUACAGUGAAGACAGUUCUGACUAUGAAGAUGAAAUAGCUGAUCUUAUGGAUUUGAGACAAGCCUGCCGUACUCCCAGCAGAGAUGAAUCCGGCAUUGAGAUGUUGAUGAGCUAUUUCAUUCAACUUGGCUUUGUAGAGAACAGAUUUUUUCCACCUACCAGACAAAUGGGGAUUUUAUUUACCUGGUAUGAUUCCUUCACAGGCGUCCCUGUCUGUCAGCAGAAUUUGUUGCUAGAAAAGGCCAGUAUUUUAUUUAAUAUUGGAGCCCUCUACACACAGAUUGGUACAAGAUGUAAUCGGCAGACCAAGGCCGGACUUGAAAAUGCUGUUGAUGCUUUUCAGAGAGCUGCAGGUAUUUUAAACUACCUAAAGGAAACAUUUACUCACACACCAAGUUAUGACAUGAGCCCGGCCAUGCUGAGUGUACUGGUCAAAAUGAUGCUUGCUCAAGCUCAAGAGUGUGUCUUUGAGCAGAUCAGUCUACCUGGAAUACGAAAUGAAUUUUUCACACUAGUGAAGAUGGCUCAAGAAGUUGCUAAGGUUGGAGAGGUUUACACGCUUGUUAACACUGCAAUGAAUCAGGCACCAGUCAAGGCGAACGUCCCUUAUUCCUGGUCAAAUAUGGCAAAAAUAAAAUCAGACCAUUACAAAGCUCUGGCACAUUACUUCGUUGCUACUCUACUGAGUGACCACCAGUUGCAUCCCAGUGAUGAUGAAGACAAACAGGAAAAGGCCUGGUUCCAACUGCAUGACUGCAUGCCAGAAGGACUGACGUCCCUAACCAUUUUAAGGGAUAAAGUUCAGCGAAAACGAUUAGGGAAAGCACAUUUACGCAAGGCCAUUGUUUAUCAUGAAGAAGCACUGAGGGUCUGUGGUUUGUGCAAAAAGCUUCGGAAUAUUGACAUUCUUCAGGAGAUUCUGACAGUUGCUCACAAGCGUUCACUUAUCAAGUAUGCUCAGCAUGAGCAGGAAGAUGACUUCCUGAGUUUAAUGGAAGCUUCCUCUGUCCUUCCUAAAACAGAGCAUAAAGUAGAAAUGAUUGUUCCUCAGUUCUCCAAGGUGAAAGUGAAAGACUUCUUUGAGAGGCUGGGUCCAUUGCCUGUGUUUUCAGCCAAGCAGAGAUGGACAGUCCCACGCACUAUUAAUUUCCAUUGUCAAGAAAGGGGAUUGGGAUUCACUCUUAAAGGGGGCCCACCUGUGCAAGUUCACUGUCUUGAUCCAGAGUGUUCUGCAGCAUUAAAGGGUCUGAAAGAAGGAGACUAUAUUGUUUCAAUUAAUGGCCUGGAUUCCAAAUGGCUGGAAGUGAAUGACGUCUUGGAAAAGUUCAAAAGCAUGAGAGAGAACGACAUUGAGAUUAAGGUUAUUAGUUGUCAGGAUACGAUGGCUUCUGUGCAUAAUAAGAGUGCCACUUACUCCGUGGGAAUGCAAAAGACAUACUCCUUGAUCUGCUUAGCCAUGGAAGAGGAUAAAAUCCAUGAGACCAAGAAAGCCACUCCAAAACUGUCCUUUCUAAGUUGGGGAACCAAAAAUAGGCAGAAGGCUGCAAGCACCCUGUGCCUUCCCUAUGCUGUAGCUGGAAGUUCUCAGACUAAGAAGAAACUUGAUUCUCGCUUGACAGUCCUGGACACUGAAAGUUCAUUGUACUGAGUCUUUAAAGAGAAGAAUCUGUUUAAUGUGAAACUAUUUCUAAAUGCAGAAGAAUCUUUGUGCAUGUGCCAGAAAUGUGAAACAUAUAUGGAAGGGGCUUGAUAAUAAUCUUUUAUACCUGUGUAAAUAGAGACUCCACUGACAUGAAGUGUAGUUACUGUGCAUUUACACUGAUGCAACUGGAGGCCAAACGGUGCAAAAUAGUAACUUUGAAAACUAAUUGUUUAGAGUUUGAACUUACAUGUACUGUUUGAUCAGAAUCAGAAGUAAUGUGUGGGGUAUCGGGGAAUCAUAUGUAAAAAACAAAAACUUACUUUAACUGAAACUGGACUCUCUUGGAAUUUCAGUAUGGGGAUGUUUCAGUUCAUUUCAAUGCACACUUUAGAUGACAGUUAUUUAUUACAUAUGAUACUGUAUAUAGAGUAGUACUGGACAUAAAAUGAAGGAUUUUUUUAAAUGUAAAAGUUUAGUACUCAUAACAAAAAAUUGCUAAGCAUCAGUUUAAACUAAGGCUAACUAAAGAACAAAUGACAAGAACAGAGGAGUUUGUUAUGACAACUAUUACUCACUUAGGUGAAAUUUACACUGUGCAAAGGAACAGUACAAGGCCUAUGUACCCUGUAGCUCACACUUUGAGCCCUCUUGAGUGUUUUCCUUCUACAUAAAUGUGAAUUUCACUGUAGAAAAAGAAUAAUUUCAAUAACUUAACUAUCAAAAGGAGAUCACAUUUCAGCUACAAAAGACUCGGACAGCACUAAUUAAAAAAAAAACAAGAUUAACUUUUAAUAUCUUACGUCUUGUUAAAUUCAUUAGAAACAAGGUUUGCUCCCAACUUGAAAUUAUUUAACUCAAAAUACAAACUUUUUGUAGUAUUAGCCUUGUUAAAAUGAGUGAAAGUUAUGUAUAAUUUCAGACUUCUACAGCAAAAAUAAUCAGAGUCAAAAUACACAAUUUAUGAUCACACUUUUAAAGUGUCUACUUUUAAAAUGGUCUUUAAGUCACUCAGCAAUAAAUCAUUAUUUUAUUAUAUAGUGCCAAAUGAGAGCUAGGUGCUUUAUGGACAUAUGAGAACAAGGGCUAUGCUUCAAAGAAUUUACAAUGCAAGUAGCCAAAUCCACCUCCAUAUUGAACUAAAGCAAAUUAGGAAGCCAUCUAAAGUGCAAUUGUGUGUUAAUUUCCUUAUGAGAGAAGAUUUGU